Messenger RNA from Rhododendron vialii, 1277 nucleotides. Its product is annotated as 6,7-dimethyl-8-ribityllumazine synthase, chloroplastic. The transcript has 8 exons. Gene Ontology annotation, biological process: riboflavin biosynthetic process. Lineage: Eukaryota; Viridiplantae; Streptophyta; Magnoliopsida; Ericales; Ericaceae. Gene Ontology annotation, molecular function: 6,7-dimethyl-8-ribityllumazine synthase activity. Bases 110 to 892 code for a protein of 260 amino acids. Gene Ontology annotation, cellular component: intracellular anatomical structure; riboflavin synthase complex. The record is from RefSeq and is a predicted model, not a curated record.
GUCUUUUCACCAUAGACUCGACGAGGUAGAAGAACCUUCGUAUUCAGACAUACACCUGCUGUUGAACAAGUCCCUCUCUGAACUACUCCUAAAACAGAGAUCACAUACAAUGCCGUUUUCUGCUGGGUUUGGUGCUCCUGCCGCCGCCGCCGCUGCCGUCAAGGAUUAUACUUGUAUCGGUCGCCGAAAUCCAGAGAAGAGCUGGUUCCCACCACCACCCACACAUCAACACCACCGUCUGCUCCGCCCUUUGCGGGUUUUUCCUUCUCACAAAUUAACACCAACUGCAACAACAGAACCAAAAAAAACAACGCUCAUUUCCUUCCCUUCUUCCCCCUCAUCCAUCCCAGGGUUUUGGUCUAAGAGGGAAGAAGAUGAUGCUUCUCGUAGUCGAUCCUCGUCAUUCCCACGCACAACAGCUGUUCGACAUUUGACGGGAUCUCUUACUGCAACUGAGGGACUUCGAUUUGCUAUUGUUGUGGCCCGGUUUAAUGAGAUAGUGACUAGGCCGCUGUUGGAGGGAGCUUUGGACACUUUCAAGAAAUAUUCAGUUAAAGAGGAAGACAUCGAGGUAGUGUGGGUUCCUGGUAGUUUUGAAAUUUCCCUGGUUGCAGAAAGGCUUGGGAAGUCACGCAAGUAUCAAGCAAUUUUGUGCAUUGGAGCUGUGAUAAGAGGGGAUACUACCCACUAUGACGCUGUGGCUAAUUCAGCAGCAUCUGGAGUACUUUCAGCUGGUCUGAACUCAGGAGUUCCUUGCAUAUUUGGUGUUCUGACCUGUGAUAACAUGGACCAGGCAUUAAAUCGAGCUGGUGGAAAAUCUGGGAAUAAAGGCUCCGAAGCUGCACUGACAGCUAUCGAGAUGGCAUCGCUUUUUGAGCACUAUCUGAAGUAGAAUAAUCCGGCCGGCACCAUCUUGUAUUGGAAGUGAUCUGAUAAUCCUGAAAAUUUUCUUUUCUAACCGAAACAUCUUCCUCAGUUGGAAGUAUGAGAGAAUGGAAAGAAUGCGACAAAGCAACGUUUUGCAGGAUGUCUUUAGUUUCUUUCUCAACACUUCUACAGUACUUUCAAGAUAAGGUGUUACGUCGAAUAUGCUUUUAUAUCUGCCGCAUGGUUAUUUGGAGGUAGUGUUAGUGACGGCGACACGAUAUUUAAUGUGAUUGAAAUGUUCCUAUAAGCUGUGAUAGGCAGCAACAAUGGUGAUGAAAAUUGUAUUGUCAUAAAUUUGCUUGUGAAAAUCUCAAUGUAGUGCUUGUGCGCGAGCAGUGUUUCUCUGCAAA